AUGGCCGCGGCCGCAGCGGAGGCCCGGGUGGUGGCGGCAACGCGGGCACGGGCGGAGGCGCACAAGCAAGUCCAAAACUUCGACUGGAGCAGUGGCACCGACUGGAAGACCGCCGCUAACAUCCAAGCGCAAGGAGUUCGGUGUACAACUUGUGCCAAGCGGGUGCUUGGGAUCUGGCUCACCCAGAGGUCAUUGCUAGAUAGGAGGCUGCUGUCUAUUUAG
This is a messenger RNA of Miscanthus lutarioriparius, 222 nucleotides long. NCBI's taxonomy places the organism in Eukaryota, Viridiplantae, Streptophyta, Magnoliopsida, Poales, Poaceae. The record is from the annotation of a GenBank genome assembly.